CGGCGUGCUGCUGGCCCUUUAAGGCGGAUAAAGGGAACAGCUCCCGCUGCGCGUCGAUGCCGCGCGUUAAAACACCUCAUUAUUAAUUCCCCCACUCCACAGCAGCCGCUCGGAUCAUUUACCCCGCAUCGUGAUUUCUAGAGGUUAAUUUCUACAAAGUGUACUUGGACGGUUUCCUUUGCAGAGGAGAAGAAAUGCGACACCGAAUCCAGGCGGUUGGCUCUGUGGUGCGUAAUUGAUUCGGACAUCCUGCACCUAGGCCUGGCCGUCCUCCCCCUCCUGCCCCUUCCCUCGACUCGACUGAAACUGGCAAGCAUAAAUGAACGGCAAUGGAAGACAAGCGUAAGAAGCGCAGCCCAAAGGUGUCUCUCCCUCAGCCUCCUCCGCCACCCAUCAACCCCCGCAAGCUCUCUGUCCUGCCUGCCAGCAAAAGCGCCACCUUCUCCCUUGGCCUGCCGCAGCCCCCCUCCCCCAAGAACAGGAGCAAGUAUAAGAGAUCGAUAGGAACACCGGGACAGCCGAAAGAGGCUUUCACACCUGUUGUGGCUCCGCCAAAGACAACAAGAGUGCACAGGGAGAAGCCCAGGGCUCCACAGCCGGCUGGGCCCAGUAAAGUGGUCCAAUCAUCCCCCCUGCAGCACUCCUUUCUAACAGACGUCUCAGAUGUGAGAGAGAUGGAAGGAGGCCUCCUCAACCUCCUCAAUGACUUCCACUCAGGCAAAUUACAGGCGUUCGGAAAGGUGUGCUCCUUUGAGCAGCUGGAACAUGUGCGUGAGAUGCAGGAGAAGCUGGCGCGACUCCACUUCAGCCUUGACAGCCACGUGGAGGAGCUUUCAGAGGAUCAGAGGAAGGGCGCAUCUGAUCACAACCUGGAGCACCUGCUGUGCAACCUGGAGGAGCUCAGCACCUCAAUACAAAAGCUCCACUUGGCCGAGAAUCAGGAUCUGCCCAAGACAUCUGGUCCCUGACAAGAAGGAGGUGCUCAAAAUGUUGAGAAAGCGCACAUCUUCUGUGAACAUGAAAAAAAAAUAUAUAUAUAAAGACCUAGUUACCAUGGCAUUAAACCUGCUGCCUUAGAAACAGGAUUUGGAAGGUCUAAAGGAGAAGGAGGGAGGGGUAAUUUCUUCAACCCAAACAACGGAGCUGAGAGGAUAUCCCUAUGAUUUAAUGCAGCCAAGCAUUAAAAUAAAACGUAACGGAAAUAAUUGUUAUGAGCGACUCCUUCAUAGCAAACACUCAAAAAAAAGACCGGAAACUAGUCUGUACCGGAAUGUGAGAAAACUUGUUUAGAAUUUUAAUGUUUUUUUGCAGAUAGGUUUAAUUUUAGCUCCUUUGUCCAGAUUGGUUCAAACUUUUGUGAAAAAUGAAGCACAUUCCAUAAGAGUAGCAUUCAUGCCAACACUUCUGUACCAUUCAGUGUGAUUUGGCUCUUUACAGGAAUCUAUUUCUAUGUUUAAAUGCAAAACAUUUGAUAAAGAGCAGCAGGGUUUUUACUCCAGAGGUUUUAAGGGAGUUGAGCUAUUGGCAUCAAUUCCUUCCUCAAUUUGAUCUUUUCUAAAGGUUUACUGCAAAGAAUAUAAGUUGCACUUCAAUUUGAACUCACUGUUUUAGAUCUGCAGCACAAACAUGUUGGUUUUUAUCUAUAUUGAUAAUGUAAUCUAAAUGUGUUUUGCCAUAAGUUGAGGUAUUUAAUUUAUGAGUCAGACUUGGUUGUAGCUUCUUUCCUUGCUAAAGAUAAUUUAUUUCACACUGCAAACUUGUUGAUCCAGUUGCUGUGAAAAGCUGCAGCAGGCAGAUAUCUCUGUACAGUGCUUUAUGAAAGUGGCAGCUAACCUCAUAGUCUGAAUUGUAUUGAACACUACAUGUGCAUGUCUGUAAGUUGGGGGGAAAAAAGUUUAUUUUGAACUAUUGUUUAAUUAGAAAAGUUAAUCAUUAUCCAUCCUCAAUUUUAUUUUGAAAAGUAAUACUAAUACACCAAUAAAAAACCUUUUUAAUCCACAA
Molecule: messenger RNA, 2001 nt
Organism: Cyprinodon tularosa
Lineage: Eukaryota; Metazoa; Chordata; Actinopteri; Cyprinodontiformes; Cyprinodontidae
Gene: ccdc28b
Product: coiled-coil domain containing 28B
Exons: 6
Coding region: 330-968 (212 amino acids)
Source: RefSeq, a predicted model, not a curated record